Messenger RNA from Ectocarpus siliculosus, 528 nucleotides. The record is from the annotation of a GenBank genome assembly. Lineage: Eukaryota; Phaeophyceae; Ectocarpales; Ectocarpaceae.
AUGCAGGUGCAGAUGGCGGGACUGCAAGAGAAGUCCCUGGCCUCGCGGUUGGCCUACGAGAGACUGCAGGCAGACAAGGCUGCUUCGGACUUGCGGAUUCGCAAGGCGGAGGAGCAGAAGCGGCAGCUCGCCAGGGAAACGGCGUCAGCCAAGGAUAAAUCGGCAGCGGCAGAGGAAGCACGACGGGCGGCUGAAUCCCGCGUGAGGUCGCUGGAAGACCGCCUGCUGAGCCUCGGGAAGGAGGAGGAAAAGUCUAGCUCCGCGGAGGCUAAGGCGGCAGAGGCGGCUGCGAGAACGGCGAGGAGCAAGGCCGAUCAGGCGGACGUCUUACGGGAAAAGGUGGCCCGUGUUGAGGCAUCCGUCAGAGCCGAGAAGGCGGCCAGGGAGGAGGCGGAGCAAGGGUUGGAGCGAGCGCUGUCGGCGAAGGUCAAGCUGGAGCGUUUCCUGGAAGGAGUUCUGAAGGAAUCCUCGAACCUCGGGACAGGCCAUGCUGGUGUUGUUUUCGAAGGGAGUGUUUGUACAACGUAA